This is a messenger RNA of Nomascus leucogenys (northern white-cheeked gibbon), 6032 nucleotides long. The record is from RefSeq and is a predicted model, not a curated record. Lineage: Eukaryota; Metazoa; Chordata; Mammalia; Primates; Hylobatidae.
CAAAUACUCCAGACACUUGUCUUUAUUGAUUUUACAUUCAGCACAAUAGAUGCACCUGGCAGCCUUGCCUAGGCGGAGCUCUGAGUCUGCUCUGAGACCCACUUGUGGCUCCCACAGGGGACCCAGGGUGGGCUUAUUCAGGUGGCUGUGGGUCUCGACUGGGCUGCAUCUCUGAGGACAUGAGGAACAGCAGUUAAAGCUUGGGCCAGACCCACACAGCCCCAGGGAGCUUCUCCGAAAGUCACAGGGACUGUCAGGGGACCUCUGAUGGUUCUCGAAGUUGAUAAGACCCAGGCUGUGCUGGGAUCCUCAUUGCUGGAGGGUUUCGCCCCCGGUCAGUGGAGUGGAAGCACCGGGCUUGGUGUGAUCCUGCAGGCUGGGGCCACAGUGACAGCCCAGUUGUGCAUGGAGGGAGACCGCCCUCCCCUGCGGCCCUGCUGGCCACACUGCCCUCUGCUCCAGGAGUCUCUGGCCCCUUUGCUCUGCUAUUUGUUCCUGCUCUGUCCUUACCUGGCAGGCGCUCCAUGACAAGUGGCCAUGUUUGUGGCUCCUCUGACCCAGGGUCACCUGCCCUCCCAUUCUAAAAACUGCCCUGGCUCCUGAUGGGCUUCUGGUGGCCCCCGGCAAGGGUGGGCCCAGGAGUCCUCUAGGAUGCCCUGCCUGCUCCCUUUGCACCCACAAAUCUGUACCUCUCUGAAAACCAGGGCCAUUUUUCAAGCAAUUGGGUUACAAGGUUAAGAAGGUUAGUUAGGGGCAGUCAUGUCACCAAGCUAUUCGCUCCAAGAGAACAGCACACACGGAGGAAGGGGUGUGCGGGGGCUGCCUCCCAGUCACCUGCUGAGCCUGCCGGCUCCAGCCUGGUUCUCAGAACCGUCCCACUCACACCAGGGGAAGCAGGAGUGGGAUGAGCUGGGGUGACGGCCCCAUAUCUGACCCGCUCCCCUGAAGAUCACUAAAAACAGUCCCCCUACUUUUGUCUCUGCAGGGUCUGCAGUAGGCCUCCGCAUGGCCCACCGAGGUGAACCAUGACCGGCUGGCCAACACUCGCCAUUGACCAGCCGGAGUUGCAUCUCGCCAGGAGGUGACCCCUCCUCCAGCUGUCCCCAACUCGCCCACCCUCGCCCAGGAAAGUGCCCGCGGCUGCCACGGACACCAUGUAGUAGGGCCGGCUGCGGCGCCCAGUGAGCUGCGAUGGUUUUGUACACGACCCCCUUUCCUAACAGCUGUCUGUCCGCCCUGCACUGUGUGUCCUGGGCUCUUAUCUUCCCAUGCUACUGGCUGGUGGACCGGCUCGCUGCCUCCUUCAUACCCACCACCUACGAGAAGCGCCAGCGGGCGGACGACCCGUGCUGCCUGCAGCUGCUCUGCACCGCCCUAUUCACGCCCAUCUACCUGGCCCUCCUGGUGGCCUCGCUGCCCUUUGCAUUUCUCGGCUUUCUCUUCUGGUCCCCACUGCAGUCGGCCCGCCGGCCCUACAUCUAUUCACGGCUGGAAGACAAGGGCCUGGCCGGUGGGGCAGCCCUGCUCAGUGAAUGGAAGGGCACGGGGCCUGGCAAAAGCUUCUGCUUCGCCACUGCCAACGUCUGCCUCCUGCCCGACUCGCUCGCCAGGAUCAACAACCUUUUUAACACCCAAGCGCGGGCCAAGGAGAUCGGGCAGAGAAUCCGCAAUGGGGCCGCCCGGCCCCAGAUCAAAAUUUACAUCGACUCCCCCACCAAUACCUCCAUCAGCGCCGCUAGCUUCAGCAGCCUGGUGUCACCACAGGGUGGCGAUGGGGUGGCCCGGGCCGUCCCUGGGAGCAUUAAGAGGACAGCCUCUGUGGAGUACAAGGGUGACAGCGGGCGGCACCCUGGUGACGAGGCUGCCAACGGCCCAGCCUCUGGGGACCCUGUCGACAGCAGCAGCCCAGAGGACGCCUGCAUCGUGCGCAUCGGUGGCGAGGAGGGUGGCCGGCCACCUGAAGCUGACGACCCUGCGCCUGGGGGCCAGGCCAGGAACGGAGCUGGCGGGGGCCCGAGGGGCCAGACGCCCAACCACAACCAGCGGGACGGGGAUUCAGGGAGCCUGGGCAGCCCCUCGGCCUCCAGGGAGUCCCUGGUGAAGGGGCGAGCUGGGCCAGACACCAGUGCCAGCGGGGAGCCAGGUGCCAACAGCAAGCUCCUGUACAAGGCCUCGGUGGUGAAGAAGGCGGCUGCGCGCAGGAGGCGGCACCCCGACGAGGCCUUCGACCAUGAGGUCUCCGCCUUCUUCCCCGCCAACCUGGACUUCCUGUGCCUGCAGGAGGUGUUUGACAAGCGAGCAGCCACCAAAUUGAAAGAGCAGCUGCACGGCUACUUCGAGUACAUCCUGUACGACGUCGGGGUCUAUGGCUGCCAGGGCUGCUGCAGCUUCAAGUGUCUCAACAGCGGCCUCCUCUUUGCCAGCCGCUACCCCAUCAUGGACGUGGCCUAUCACUGUUACCCCAACAAGUGUAACGACGAUGCCCUGGCCUCUAAGGGAGCUCUGUUUCUCAAGGUGCAGGUGGGAAGCACACCUCAGGACCAAAGAAUCGUCGGGUACAUCGCCUGCACACACCUGCAUGCCCCGCAAGAGGACAGCGCCAUCCGGUGUGGGCAGCUGGACCUGCUUCAGGACUGGCUGGCUGAUUUCCGAAAAUCUACCUCCUCGUCCAGCGCAGCCAACCCCGAGGAGCUGGUGGCAUUUGACGUCGUCUGCGGAGAUUUCAACUUUGAUAACUGCUCCUCUGAUGACAAGCUGGAGCAGCAACACUCCCUGUUCACCCACUACAGGGACCCCUGCCGCCUGGGGCCCGGGGAGGAGAAGCCGUGGGCCAUCGGUACUCUGCUGGACACGAACGGCCUGUAUGACGAGGAUGUGUGCACCCCGGACAACCUCCAGAAAGUCCUGGAGAGUGAGGAGGGCCGCAGGGAGUACCUGGCGUUUCCCACCAGCAAGAGCUCGGGCCAGAAGGGGCGGAAGGAGCUGCUGAAGGGCAACGGCCGGCGCAUCGACUACAUGCUGCACGCAGAGGAGGGGCUGUGCCCAGACUGGAAGGCCGAGGUGGAAGAAUUCAGUUUUAUUACCCAGCUGUCCGGCCUGACGGACCACCUGCCAGUAGCCAUGCGACUGAUGGUGUCUUCGGGGGAGGAGGAGGCAUAGACCAUCCGGAGCAGCGGGGCCUCUGCCAACCCUUGGAGCUGCAGCCCAUCCCUGGGCCGUGUCCCCUCCAUCGAGCGCCUGGUGCUUGGGGGAGGAGGGCAGGGACAGGGAGGGAGCCACAGUCAGUGCCCAGGAACCUGGAAGUUGCGCUGCUCUGCGCCUCUGGGCCUCACUGUGGACAGAGGAGUCAGGCCCGUCCCGGGAGCCUCCAGCUGCCUAACCAGUGCCAUUCUUUCACAACACGAUUUUCUACAAAUCUACAGCACAACCGAGUUUGUAACCCGUGGGUUAGUAUGAGGACCGGGUUCAUGUACUCUCUGUAUCUCUUAAGCUUCGUCCAGGGUUCUUUAUUUUUGUCUGCUGCCAAUGUCGUCUCGCAUGCCUGCACCCUCGCAUGCACGCUGCCCGCAUGCCACGUGCCAUGCCGUAGCCACAGACCCCUUGCUCGGGCCUCACCCAAGGCCAAACUCCAAACACAAUCAGAACCAGCCAAAGAAGCACUUCCUGGGCACGGCCACCAGCUCUCCCGCCUCCAGUGUGGGCCGGCUCCCGCAGGGUCCGAGGGCUGCAUCCCUACCAGCCAGCCCAGGGCUCUUCCCAGGGUCUCGCAUUCAAGGGCGAUUACAUUUUAAAAAGAAAAACAGAAAAAGGUUAAUCAUAAAACCAACCCUCACUUCACAGGGUCUGUAAGUCACUCAUAGAACUUUGCUCUUCCUGAGACAGGGUCCCUUCCCCAGCUCAGGCACAACAGGGUCUGGCAGGCUCUGGCGCCCCGGGCCUCCUCUGGGAGCCUCCCAUCUGGGCAGUGGAGCCAUAAACGGGGAAUCCGAGAAGAGAGCAUCCACUUUUUUUUUUUUUUACAGGAAGAAGGGACUCACAGCAUAAAGGGGGGUGGGGGGGAUCCUGAUUUUGAAAAUAAUCUAUUUGUAGCUUCUCUUCUAUCAAAACCAACACAUCCUCUUCUUUCUGCCAAUCCUCUCCCCCACUGGACACCUCUCUGGUUCGGGACCAAUCCCUCCCUGGGGACGUGCCCCACCUGCGUGCCGAAUGAGCUCAGGAACCCCUGCCUGCCCCCCGGGUGGGGCUGCGGCUCUGGCCUCCCAGGCCCAUCCUCAACAGCUACCCCAGCCAACAACACCAAGGCCACAAGGGGACCCCGGCCUAGGAAGCAGGAAGCCAAGCUGCAGAGAGCAGCCUGGCCCUCCCAGUGCGCGGGCUGGGGCAGCAAGACUGACAGUUGCCGCAUGCCCAGGGCAGGGUAUGGUACUGGCACCCAAGUUCAGCAUGGCAGAGCUGGCCAACAGCCUGUGGUCCCUGAUCUGCCUCCAGCCCCAAGCUGCCUAUAGCCCCCAGGCCCCUUCGGCAGCACUGCCUCUGCCCACCUGCCUUUAACAGACUCCAGGGCUGCUCCUGUCAUGCAGCGAAGGUUCUGUCUGUUUCAAAGUUCCAGACUCAACUUGAGGGACUGUUUUUGACAAUCCCCGCUGACCUCCGCUCCUCGUGGCGCCCUGGCCCUGCACCCAGCCUGGCCCAGAGCUGGCUUUGCCUGGUGAGGCUGGAGGGAGCACCAGGACCUGCUGUCUGCUGUCAGCCCCUCCUGGUGCUGGUGCCCUGAUGCUGUGCCUUGUCACCCAUUGAGCUGCAAGAGGGACCAAGAGGGGGCCACGCAGCCAGCCAGAUGCCUGGCCCUGUGCUGGGGCAGACAACACUGCGGAGCCUGGCACUAGGACGUGCGUCCUUGUGACACUGGCCUGUCUGAACUCACCUGGCCUGGGAAGCACCGUCUGUGCCCGGGCCCAAGCCCUGCCCCCGCUAGAGUCCAGAGCCAGGAAGGGGCUGCUGAGGGCGAGCGUCCUGCUGGGCUCUCUGCCUGGCCAGCGAGCCUUGACUGGGCUUCAUGCUGUGGAGGCCCCCAACUCCCAGAAGCAGCUGGGAUUCUGCUCACACAAGCAACUGGGCCGGCCGGCCCUGGACUCCUAGACCCUGAGCCGCCUGCCGACUGCCUGCACAGGGAGAACAGCUGAGGCCCGGGCAGGGCCCCCACACCAGACCCCAGCAUAGCUUCCCCACCCAGGCACCCCCCUUCCUGGGGCAGCAGGCAUGGGAGUCAGGGCUGCACGCUCCUCCCCUCCCACCUCACAGGCGGCCUUAGGCAAGUCAUUUUCUGUCAUCACAAGGUCGCCUCUGCCUAGUCAGGUCCUGGCGUCCAGAGUAAGGACGUGCGGCCCCCAGGCCCCCACAUCCCUCCCUCAGCUCCAAGGCCAGGACGCCCCCUCCCCGCCCCCGCCCACUCACGUGUCUCAUUGUGGCUGCCUGUGGACUCCCGGGCCUUGUGUACAGGCCUGGCCCUUCCACUGAUUUUUAAAAGUGAACCAUUGCUGGAUCUCAGAUUCUGUGGCAUCUAAGGCCUAGCAGGGGUGGGCACAGGGGUUACCCGAGGCCCAUACCAAGACUCUGUGCCUGCCCUAGGCCCAGUCUCAAAGGAAGCCACGAGGCACGGGGGCCGCUGAGGAAGGAAAUGUUCAUUUUCAUUUGUCCAAAACCACCUUAAGUUUUAAGUAUAUUAAUCUUGAUGCUUUUUAACUAUUGCUUUUUAACUUGCUGAGAUUUAGAAAUACUGUUAAAAGAAAAACUUUUUUAAUUUCUGUAUUUUUUUCUGUAUUGUAUCUUCAUGGGACAUUAGGGGUUUUCUAUGGUAAGCACACCUACGGUUUUGGUAAAAACAUCAAAUAUAUAUCCAGACGGUUCUUCCCUAGAAGAAAAACAAAUCUUUACACCUGAUAAAAUAUUUUGCAAAGAGAGGUGUUCUUUUUCCUUACUGGUGCUGAAAGGAAGGAUGGAUAAUGAGGAGAAAAUAAAACUGUGAGGCUCAA